Messenger RNA from Pelecanus crispus (Dalmatian pelican), 867 nucleotides. Lineage: Eukaryota; Metazoa; Chordata; Aves; Pelecaniformes; Pelecanidae. The record is from RefSeq and is a predicted model, not a curated record.
AUCAAGGUACCGAGAAACAUGAAGGAGCAGGCACUUCUGGGAUUACUGAUCAGGAAAAGGAAUUGUCGAGCAGUGCGUUACAAGCUUUUCUGGCUGGAAACUAUGAUGCUUGUUUACAACACCUAAAUACCCUUCAAGACAUAAACAAAGAUGACUACAAAAUAACUUUGAAUACUGCUGUUGCGGAGUUCUGUAAAAGUAACCAGACUACAACAGACAAUUUGAGACAAACCCUUAACCAGCUGAAGAAUCAGGUUCACUCUGCUGUUGAAGAAAUGGAUGGUGUAGAUGAUGUUGAAAAUAGUAUGCUGUACUACAAUCAAGCUGUUAUUUUGUAUCAUCUGCGUCAGUAUACUGAAGCUAUAUCAGUUGGGGAGAAGCUGUACCAGUUUGUAGAGCCUUUUGAAGAGAAGUUUGCCCAGGCUGUGUGCUUCUUGCUUGUAGACUUAUACUUGCUAACUUACCAAGCUGAGAAAGCCUUGCAUCUGCUUGCUGUUCUGGAAAAAAUGAUUUCACAGGGCAACAAUAACAGCAAGAAUGGGAAAAAUGAGUCAGGUAAUAAUACAAAUAAAGAAUCCUCAAAUCAAAAAGCUGAAAGUGGAGCUUUAAUAGAAGUUGCUAAAUCUAAGAUACAUCAGUAUAAAGUGAGAGCCUAUAUCCAGAUGAAGUCACUAAAAGCAUGCAAAAGGGAGAUCAAGUCUGUUAUGAAUACAGCUGGGAAUUCAGCUCCUUCUCUCUUUCUUAAAAGCAAUUUUGAAUAUUUGAGGGGCAAUUAUCGUAAAGCGGUGAAACUUCUAAACAGUGCAAACAUUGCUGAACACCCAGGCUUCAUGAAAACAGGUAAAGUAGAAAACCUUAAUCCUGCAA